GGAUGUCAGCAUUUUCGACAGCAUGUAAAGGCAUCAGUGUGUCACCGUCAUCUAGAGAGUAUAGCUGUGACUCCCUCGGGGUGAUGGUGGGCCAAAGUGGAUGCAUGGCACUUGAUCAGGGGCAGAUUUUGAGCACUGAGCUCAGUCUGGCAGAGAUGACAGAAAUCGAGUAUACACACCUUCAGCACGUUGUGCAGACACACAUGGAGGCGCAGGCUGCAGAUCCAGAUGGAUCAGAUGCUAGGUUUCACAUCAGUGAAGAUGCUUCUGGAUCCAUAGUGGUUUCUCUCUCCCCUACAACCCAAGCGAUCGACCUGUCAACUUCGACUGAAGAGCAGUCUCUGAUGAGCGGACUGCCAGGAGAAAAGACACCAACCACAUUUGGAGAGGUCCCAGCUUCUGUGCUGGCCAGGGCUCAAAGUGAAGUCGGUGUGACCCAGGCAGAGCCGCCUGCAAAUAGUAGCAAUUCCUCAUCUAGCCGACCCUACUCAACAGCGAGAGUUUGCUUGGAGAAGAGGUUUAACUGCAUGCCCGGUGACAUCCCCAGACCUCAGGAUGCUCAGUCAGCAGUUCUUAGCAAUUUUUUGACAGUCCUUCAGCAGUCCACAGAGGCUCAAGAUGCAGCCAUACUUACACCAAUGCAGAAGUGGAUGAGGGCUGAUCGAGCCAAACCUAUUGAGCUGUCAAAGCCAUACGGAGGAGGAAUGUUCAACCCGAUUGCUGGCAUCUGUGGGCAGGUGUUUGGCCAUAUUCCUCACAUAGUUGAACCCAGCAAGUCUCAGGGUUUGCUCUUCCCAAAGAAUUUCCCACUCAGUUAUUGCCCAGAGAGAGUUAUUACAAAAGCCCAGUAUGUCAGUCACACCAGCCCAGCGGAGGAGCAGCGUUUGGUGAAAGUGGAAAAUAAUGCUGUGGCCAGGCCUGACGCCCCCAUUAAACGUAUCAGGUCCAUCAAAGCUGCUAAGGCUGUCCGAGACCCAGCUGGAGAGGCGGGGAGCAGCACCAGGAGGAGAGCAGCACCUUGUAUAGACAGCAGCCAGCGCAGGGAGAGACACAACAUCAAGGAGAGGGAGCGCAGGAGGAGGAUUCGUUUGUGCUGUGAUGAGCUCAACUUGCUGGUGCCGUUCUGUCGCCCAGAGACGGACAAAGCCACCACCCUGCAGUGGGCCACUGCCUUUCUGAAGUACAUCCAGGAAGUGUAUGGGGACACUUUCAAAGAGGAGUUUCAGAACGCCUUGUGUAAUAAGACUGAGUUCAGUCCUAAGAUGGCCUCCGCCUCAGGCCAGGUCGCAGUCCAACAGGAGAUGGGCCAGACGCCGAGCACUCCUCUGGCAGCAGAACAGUGACUCCCACACUAUUUAACCUAUAUGUAUUAGCAUAUUUAUUUAUUUCAAUGGCUGGGGUCUUACCAUUAGGUCUUGCCAUGGAAUACUAGCUUUCUGAGAAGAACAGCAAGUACUGAAGGAUUUUUUUUUAAGGAAAACCUACACAGAAGUUUUGUUGUGUUGUUAUAGACAUUCAAAUGUCGAGAAAGUUUUCACUCCCAGAUAUGUAUGUGAUGUAUGUUAGUAAACGUGGGUGUUUUUUCCUCAGCUGCAUCUCAGGACCACACUAGAUCACAUUACUGUAUGUAUUGAUAAGCCAGUUUGUAUACAGCUGAUAAUUUUAUUUGCACUUUUCUACAACCUGUUGUAGAAGAGUGCUUUGCAGGGAGUCGUAUACAGGUGGCGCUGUUUCUCUAUGGAAAACGGGUCAGAUGCUGUUUCAGUGAUUUCAGCUGUAUUUCUAUCACCAGUUCACUCAGUUAUAAUCAGAUGUACAUUUGUUAUUUAUGAUUAUAAUUUUGACUUUUCAGUUAAUUUAAAAAAAGUGUUAAGUCCUUCUGGCAGUUAAACUGUGUUAAUACAAAUGCACCUUGUCCAGUUUGAAUCUAUGCUGAAGAAUUGAUUUAUUCUUCAUUAUAUUUAUUAUCUAUGAUCUGAAAUUUUGAUUUGAAUUUUCGCCAACUUGUGAAUUUAUGGGAUUGCUUCAUUUGCAUGGUGUUCAUUAUAGUGUAGAAAAAUACAGUUGGUUUACUUGAUAUGUAGAAAAGAGUAAUGUUUUACUGAAAAGUGGCUUUAUUUGUUCUUUCUUACAACAUGAAGCUGUAGCAUCUUACUGUACAUACAACAGUCACCCACAAAUAAUAAAUAGUAUUUAAAGUCA
Myripristis murdjan (pinecone soldierfish) is the source of this 2202-nucleotide messenger RNA. Its product is annotated as transcription factor-like 5 protein. Gene Ontology annotation, molecular function: DNA-binding transcription factor activity, RNA polymerase II-specific; protein dimerization activity; RNA polymerase II cis-regulatory region sequence-specific DNA binding. The transcript is spliced from 6 exons. Gene Ontology annotation, biological process: spermatogenesis; regulation of DNA-templated transcription. The record is from RefSeq and is a predicted model, not a curated record. Bases 3 to 1343 code for a protein of 446 amino acids. Lineage: Eukaryota; Metazoa; Chordata; Actinopteri; Holocentriformes; Holocentridae. Gene Ontology annotation, cellular component: nucleus.